CGGAGAACCCUCGCACCCUUCUUGGAGUCGCUGCGCUGCCCUUCACUCAUGUCGUCGUCCACCUCGCGGCUGUCUGACCCACCCCCACACCCCGCAGUGGACGAAAAGCGAGAAGAGGACCAGGUUGCCGCUCCGGCUAUCGCUGACCCGGUGAGGAUUAGACAACACACAUCAGCCACUCGCAAGGUGCCUUGAUGCAGGCCACGGACAACCAGAUGACACCGUCAGAAAGUGUCCAGCACCGUGAUGAGGUGCCUCAUCGAUGCACCAACUUAAAGAUUCCCAGGUUGGGGACAGAUGAGGUGUCAGCUGAGUCAGACAUCCUGCAAGUAAGAAUGAUGAGUCUUGCGAGACCGACGUCUGAUGUCUAUUAUCUUAAUGUGACGUAGCGCUAUAAGACUUCGGAUGACCUGUAUGUAAUUGGCAUCGAGCUUAAACGGAAGAUAUCAAAGGCCUUGCCACGGUAUGAGGAGUUGCCGGCUGAAGUGGCUGACCUGGUCCGGGAGAUCGAGAUGUGUACAGAGAUGAUUUGCGAAAGCGUCGAAAAACGUAUCGACAAUGGAGAAAUGGAGGAGACAUGGACGGAGAGCUGGACGGAGAGCCUUGUGGGUCCAUUCAAGAAGAUCAUGCAGUCAUUCCAGAGCAUAUUAGAGGAGGCAGGGUCACGGAGAUCGGCCAAUGUGCAUGACACCGUCAGUGCACUCAUUAUCGAUCUUCUAACAAGCUAUCAGUUCUGCGAGCACCUCACUCCCGAGGAACAAGAGGAGGUACUCGGAUCGGAGAUUACAACACGUCGGGACACUACACUUGCACUUCCUACGACUGCAGUCCACGAGGCAGCACGUACGUCGCCUAGCAUUACCUAUUCUCGGCACAUACUCAUUGUUGUUUCCCGUCUGGAUGGCAGGUAUGGGAUGGUUGGGACCGUUUGAGAAGAUGAUCGCAAAUCGGCCUCAGCUUCUGACCCGGACGCUAACUGUCGCGGCUGACGACAAUAUAUUGUUUAACGAGGUAAGCUCUCUUUACAUGCCAUUAUACCAGAAAAACUCGCGUUCUUCUUCUCUUCAGUCUGGCUACACGCCUCUGCACGUCGCAACGAGUGUGUAAAGGAAAAAGCAACCUCCCUCUGAUCACGAGGCUUCCUAUCUGUUCAGAGUAUGUCAGACCAAAAAUCGUUCGACUGAUAUUGCAGCAAUAUCCUGAUGCCCUCAAUCAGAAAGACAAGGCAGGGCUUCAUUGAACCUGUCAGUCUCCCCCCCUCUCUCUCUCUCUCUCUCUCUUGCCGCUUUUGACGCAGAUAGGGCACACCGCAAUUGACCUCGUUGUAAAUAUGACGACAGGGGUUGAUGUCACACUUGCAAUGAUAGAAGCCGGCGAUGUCGUCAUCUUCAGCAUGCUCCACGAGAGGGGCAAGCUGAGCUAUCUAUGGAGGCAAGAGAACCUGCUCAAGAUGCUCCCUUUCAUCAAAGACGCCAUCAUCUAUUCGCUGAAGCAGUCCAACGACAGCGAGAUCAUUCUCGUGGCACUUCGCUACCUUUCUUCGUUUCGCGACUCGACUGGCUCCCGAAGAAAAGACUCACGCACACAGUAAGAAAGACACAUACGCUUCUAAUGCCAGAGUCAACCGUUAAUGUCUCUAUGCCUGGCUGCAGAGAAAUAGAAGAGACGGGUGAAUGGCUAGAGGUAUGCAGAUCCCUGAAUCAGCAGCGCCUUUUGAGACUUGUCGGAUUGACCUCUGCAGGGCUUUUGUACCAAGGCGAUGGCAGAGAUUGACGAGAAGUCGCUUCUUGUUACACUAAAGAACCGUGACAGAGUUCAAGAGUAUUUUCGCUUAGUGGAUUCCUGCAAUGGAUUGCAGGCAGUGAGCGAAGGUAACAGACAUCGCCAUGUUUAGUCAAUCCGAUCAUUCUUCUCUGCAGCCAACAGCAUUGAGCUCGUGGAUGUAUGUUGGAGUAUGCCGUAUUACGAAAAUAUCAGUCGGGCAGCAAGUGAUGAAUUUCACUUGUCGCAUCUACGCUUCUUUACUCCAACGGUUGACACGGACCGGCUUGUGGUUUCUCUGACGCCUCAAAUUGCCUUCAUCAGCCGAUUCGUCUCAAUGGCUUUCCUGUAAGCCAACGAGAGAGGGGCGAAGAAUAGAGGACGUCAGAUGUUGUUCCUUCAGUAUUGUAUUUGUUCUCGUCUACGUCAGCAUCAUAAAUCGAGGUGGAGAGGAGUGAUGGCUGUGGGCCGUCUUCGUUAUGGGAGCCGGCUUCAUCGCACAAGAGCUCCUGCAAGUGUGAUGGGAAUGGAGCCCUCAACGUUUCUUCUUUUACACGUCUCUGUCAUUCAGAUGAUCCGUUUGAGGGCUCGCUACUGGCAGGAGUACUGGUGAGACAUGAUCCGUUCGUGACGGUCCGUCAGAUGUCGCCUUCCUUCAUACUCAGGAACUACCUAGAUCUGGCGAGCUCACUUGCAGUUGUGGCACUCAUCGUGUCGUACUUUUGCGAAGCACCCCUCGAUGUCAUCACUGCCGCGCUCUCACUUGUGGGUCUCUUGUUCGCCACGCGAAUCCUCCAGAUUGCCACCCCCAAGUCAAACACAGGGCCACUCAUUCUGUGAGCGAAGAGGCAUCCAAUUGAAUGGCUUUCAUGUGAUGUCAUUCGUUACUCUCUUUAUUAAUCAGGGCUGUCGUGCGGAUGUUUGCCGACAUCUCCAUGUUUUUGCUGCUCUACGUCUACAUUCUACUAGCCUUUGCGGCCGCAUUGAAUAUACUCGCACAGGAGGGUAAUGAUGACUUCGGCACGUACGGACUAGCCGUCCUGACGCUGUUCUAUGGAGGCCUGGGUGAAUUCCAAGUGAGUACGAUCAGGAUUGCGGAGGAAGGUCAUGUCUCCGCACAUGGUGGCUGUUCAGGAUCCAUUGGAUCAUGCCAUUGAGGAUGGGCGCAUUCUGGCUGCCAUCCUUGUCGUCCUCUACGUCAUCCUAUCGUCCAUUAUUCUCGUGAGAUGCGACAGGCAGCUGAAAAUACAGCUGUGACAUGCAUCAUCUCAUUUCUCGCAGAUCAAUCUGCUCAUUGCCAUCAUGGUAAAUACCUUUUUGAAGGUGCGAUUCACAAAGGGACAAUUUGAACAUCUGCUUUUAGGCAUCUACUUGGGGCGCAAUUGAACAUAGCCAGCAUGCACACUACCAGUCAGUCAGAAGAGCGAGAGGAAGUGAACGCGGACUCUGUAUGAGCUGUGCGCAUUAUGUGCAGUAUGCUGCGGCUGCGUCUUCUCAACGAAUACCUGUGCAUGCAGAGCUACGAACGACUGCCGCCGCCAUUCUCGAUCAUGAGUGAGUGCAGUGAUGUCUAAGAGAUCAUACUGUGCCUUUGCGGAGACGCAUCUUGAUUGGCAGGUCUCUUCAUACUGGCUCCUCUGCGGUGCCUCUUCCGAAAAUGUGCAGAACCGGAUAUGAGUGUUCAUUCACCUGACACUGUAUUGGAACGCAUCGUGUGGGCCAUGAUAAGGGUCGAGACCGGCAUAUAUAUCUUUGCCUUCACCCCUCUAUUUCUCGUCCUCGCCCUGCUCAAGUCGCUGAUAGGGGGAGAGAGGACGCUGCUCAAAAGCUUCAUCUGUUCGCCAUGGAAUACAUUCCUUUUUACUUGGUGGGAGGUUUUCCAUCUCUUGAUACUCGUCAAAAAUGAUUGGAACGUAGGCAUUAAGAUAGAAGCGAUAUUACAAAGUAUCCCCUCUUUGUUUUCAGGCUGAUGUCUAUGGACGAAAGGAACGGAUAUAUGAACGAAAGGACACACCUCCAUCAGAAGUCAAACCUCUGCAAGCGUCGGACGCAAUGGUCGCUAAGAUCAAUAAAUGGAGUCGGGAGCUGGAUGGAAGAAAAGCAACUACACAAGAUAUAAUCACGAGUAAGAGGGCACUCAAAAGCUAGCCUUAACGUCAAAUGUGCUUUUUCUGUGGCUGCAUUCAGUCUUGCGAAAUAUACAAGAAGAGCGGCUAGAAAUUAAGAAGAAACUGCUGGAAGCGGUGCCACUGCUGCAAUUGAAGCCCUAAAAGGUGUGCAGCCAGUCAGUCCCAAAAAAACAUAUGUAUAGGUCUUGAUUUGAUCCACAGGACAGUCAAAACGCGCAAGAAAUAGAAGACAUUCGCUUUGUCCAUACGUCGAUUUUUUCCAUUUUUGGUUCUUCAGCCGUGAAGUGGGCAGCCCUUGGUCAGUCUCUUGACGUGCAGAUUUCUCGACGUGCAGACACAGUCUGUAUCAGUCCGUCUCUCGAUCAUGCAAUUCAUAUCGACGCACUACAA
This is a messenger RNA of Vitrella brassicaformis, 4280 nucleotides long. The record is from the annotation of a GenBank genome assembly. NCBI's taxonomy places the organism in Eukaryota, Vitrellaceae.